Molecule: messenger RNA, 400 nt
Organism: Drosophila mauritiana
Lineage: Eukaryota; Metazoa; Arthropoda; Insecta; Diptera; Drosophilidae
Exons: 1
Coding region: 40-351 (103 amino acids)
Molecular function (GO): chitin binding
Source: RefSeq, a predicted model, not a curated record
AGCAUAGGUCAGUCCAACGAAAGCCACCCCUAGUUCAAGAUGAAGUUUCUGCCUCUGUUCGCUGUUUUCAUAAUCCUGGGCUGCUCCUCCUUCUGCAGCGGAGCUGCUGUGGCCAAGCCCACGGGUCAACCCGGUUGCCAAACGGCCGAGGAGCUGGAGGUGGCAUUCUACGCCCACUUCUACCUGAAGAGCUCCUUCUGGGUGUGCUCCACCCAGGGUGUUCCCGCUACCCUCGCCCAGUGCCCCGUUGCCUCCGCCUGGUUGGAUUCCGCCAAGGCCUGUGUUCCGUGGCCCCAGUGGGUGUGGUCGCCCACUGUCCAGCCGCCCAGCCAACCCGAAGUUGCUGCCUAGAAUUGGAGAUUUAACAAAACAAAAUAAAUCAAAUAUGCAGUAAUAUUAA